AAGGGAGAAAUGGGGGAGAAAGGAAGGUAUGGCAACACCGGUUUCACCGGGACAAAGGGCCAGCGUGGAUUCAAAGGUGAGAAAGGGGAUCAAGGAUCUAUGGGGUUCCCUGGUGCACCAGGUCCCCAAGGAGAAACCGGCACAUGCCCUGCCUGCCAUAGUGUCCCAGGUGAAAAAGGUGAAAAAGGUCGACCUGGUCCAGCUGGAGCCCGGGGCCUGCCUGGGGUGAAGGGAUCUGAGGGACCCAAGGGUAUGAAGGGUUAUAAGGGGGACUUAGGCAGACCUGGGGAACCUGGUAUGAACGGCCAGAAGGGGGAAGAAGGUGAGAAGGGAAUGUGUGAGUGCACUGAUGGGGCGGAUGGUGUUGAUGGAAUGCCAGGAGAAAAGGGCAACAAUGGGGCCAAAGGUGACACUGGUGCAAAGGGCGAGCAGGGCAUCAUGGGACCAAAAGGCAACCAGGGUGAUAUGGGUAUCAUGGGGCCACGUGGUCCCUGCUCUCCAGCCAUCCAGUCGGUGUUCUCAGCAUCUAUCAACCAGUCAUUUCCUCGUCCCAACUGGCCCAUUUCUUUCCCGCGUGUCCUCACCAACAAGCAGGGACACUUCAACCCAUUAAUGGGUAUCUACACGGCCCCUGUCAACGGCACCUACGUCUUCAGCUUCCACCUCGCAGUUGCCGAGAAGCCACUUAAAGUUGGCCUGUUCCAUGACUUCUACCCGAAAGUCAAAAUGACAGAAGGAACCUACCCAACCACCACUAGCCACAAGGUUGUCCUCCACCUUGCGAUGGGAGACGAGGUAUGGAUGCAGGUCAAGAACAAUGCUAACAAUGGCAUGUACACCGACACAGACAGCACCAGCACGUUCUCUGGGUAUCUGCUGUACCCUGACUCCUGUGAAUUUCCCAUGAAUCGAUCUCCCUUCAUGCCACCCCCAACUCCUGGAACCUACAGCUGGGGGGAUGAUGAAGAAACCACCCCUUCGCCAUAAUAGGUUGUAUUCUGUCGCACAGUUAUAGACAAAGUGUCCACAACAAAUGGCCGAUCAAAUUCUGUGUAUUUAUAACUGCAAGCUUUAAAGGAGGGGUAUUCUAGAGAUGCAGCGGUCACUUUUGUUAGUAUGGUGAUGUGCAUAUGUUGUGUAGCUGAUACUUCUCACUGUUGUUAUGUGAUGAAAUAGUCAAGCACCUUUCAUCUGCCCCUGAAGAGGGAAGAAAUCAACAUUUAAUUUCUUCCUUCCUUGGACUGCAUCUUGUUUGUUCAAAAGAUGGUGUCCAACAACAGAGUUUGGUAGGAGGAGGCAAUGCCAGCAACAGCAAUACUCUAUAAAUAUUUUGCUAUACUCUGAAAAAAAUUUUCUUCUUAUCCAAUCCUUUUUAUUUAGUCAUGCUCGUGGUCUCUUUUGGUUUUCCACAGCAGUAACUUAGUGAUUGCAGUAAGCGGCGCCAACGUUUACAGGAACUGCCCCUUGAUUGACCAUUUUAGCUUUUCCAUCUCCCUUGUGGUGUUGUAUCCGACAUCUAUGGUAACUCAGAGUGCAUCGAAACAACAACAAAUAGUAGUAGAUUAAAAACAGAAUGGACAUGAUAAAAUUUAUGUCUGCAGUGUCUUAGUCAAUGAUCAUUGCACUAGAUUUCUUGAAACCAAAUAACAACAUGGAGAUAAGAUAUUUUAAGAAGUAAGGAGAAAUUAGGAAAAACGUUAAAUGGUUUGUAAGCAGGAAAAUACCCCUCCUUUAAGGGUGGAGAUAAAUUCUUUCUAAUGAUCGAACACAAUUCAUCUCUGGUUAAUGAUCGUUUCAAGUAGCUGUACUGUUGAAAUCGUAAAUAUUUUAGCACUAAAGCACUUUUCGCUUGAAUUUGUUCAUAAUAGUUUAGAUUUCUGGCUGCAACUUAGUUUUUCCAGGUUUGUCAUUUUGCCUUUUAAAAUGCUGGUGAUGCAGAAAGACAGAUGUCAAAGCUUUCGUCAGGACACUCGCUUAGCAGCAGAGAAUGUAAUAGGAACUUUAUUUUUUGAUAAGUAUCAAAACAAGUGAAUCAGUACUGUGCGCUUCAAAAAAAUCAGGACACGUCUGCUGAGAUGGAGGUUUGAUUAGUUUGAAAAGUACAAAUGGAGAAGAAGCAGGUAAGAAAAGAUGCUGUGAAGGAAAUAAGAGGUAGGGAAAUGAAGACGGCAGAUGAUAGCAUGGAGACAUGAACAGGUUGGUUCAGAGAGUUAUAGGUAAAGAUAACUGCAAAAUUCUACAUUUAAUGAGCACCACCUAAAUCAUACUCCUUUACAGAUGUGCACAUGGAUAGCUGUGGACACCAGAGAUGCACAGUUGUUGAUAUUAUACUACUUUGUAGUUUGCUUGAAGGAUGCUUCCAUAAAUGUGCAGUAGAUCAGCAUCUAUGCUUUUGCAUAUGUGCACCACUGUAUUUGAAGCAUAGCAGCUGUGUGAACACAAAUUUUGGACGGCAUGCCGAAAUCUGCAGGAGAUCUCAUGCAGCUGGGAAGAUGAUCAAAUUUACGCACACCCGGGUGUACUCCCCGAUGUAAAAUCAGAACACUGUACUCAGAGUUUUGAGAGUCACAAACUGCAUGACAGCUUAAAAAACUACUUUUCCAGUGGGGCGAAAUUAAUACACCUGUUUUAAAUACAUACCAGGUAAACACAGGGUGUGAUCAACAAGUUCCGAUGGUUUGAACCUAAACAAAUCAAAAACUGUGCCUGAUUGAAAUUUGGAUGCUAUCCAUUUAUAGUAGUCGCUUUGAUAAGUGAUGCACUGUCCCGAUUGCUCCUGUAACACCUCUAAUGCUCCUCGAAGGCCCUGCCAUGUAAACAUGCCAUGUAUUUUCUCAAAUUUGAAUAAAACGUGGUCUUGAAGGAGGAAUUCAGCAUCACAGGAUUUGUCGAGAUGUUUCAGGUGACUUUUUGUGUAUUGUAUGACAUCAUGAGCUACCUGCAGGUGAUUGUGGACAUGUGAUGGAACGAUGAUCCAACUGAGGAAACAGUGUGUUAAAAAAAUGCUUAUAAUGUGCGGUCUACUCUUGCUGAGGUGUUAUUAGCGAUUGUGUUGUCUGUGCUUCAUUUUGCUGUGAUCUCUGCUUUGUGGUUUUGUCUGAAAUUAAAAACGUUCUCCGAAA
Molecule: messenger RNA, 3122 nt
Organism: Acanthochromis polyacanthus (spiny chromis)
Lineage: Eukaryota; Metazoa; Chordata; Actinopteri; Pomacentridae
Product: otolin-1-like
Exons: 2
Coding region: 10-987 (325 amino acids)
Molecular function (GO): protein binding
Source: RefSeq, a predicted model, not a curated record